AAAAUUGUAAGAUGGCGGCAACAAAUCCAAGAAGAUUCUUUUUUCCAGCAAAUGCAAUCCGAAUAGUGGAACUGCUGUGUGCUGUGUUAGCACUUGCUAUGGUAGCUGGGUGGAACAGCAAGGGAAUAACCUACCGAGAUCUCAACAGCCAUGACUUCAACUUUGUUAGCAACAUCACUUUUUUUGUUGCAUCAUCUGUGAUCUGCAUUAUCAUCCUUUCUGCAACUGUAGUAUUCAUUUUGUUCAGAAAACCUUUUAUUCCACCAAAAAUUGAUCUACCAGUUAGUGGAUUACUGUGUGCCCUACUGCUCCUCUCAUCUGUGGUUCUUGGGGUGUCACUCGCCCAGUUGGGUAAUUCUAUCUCUGUGAAAGAAGCUGAGCUGUCUUUCAGAACAAUGGAGGGUGCAUUAGCAUUGGGGUUAAUAUGCAGCAUAUGUUUGAUCUGCAGCACUGUCUUUGCUUUCCGAGCAAGACUUGUAGAGGGAGAAAUUCCCAGUGAGCAGACACGUUCUAUUGCUGAAUUACCAGGAGACAUUCCUACAUAAACAUUCUUCUUGGUAUUUUUUCAGUUGUCUUGUUAACAUUUUGAGUCUUGUGUCAUUCCAUCCUGUUUGUACCUCAGAGACAAAUGCUAAAAUACUGAGAAAAUUUCAGGUACUAGUUGUUCGUAAAACUUAAGUCCCUGAAGAGUCUUUAGAACAGUUCAUUUUAUUGUAUUUUACUUAUAGUUGAUGACAUAACUUUACUUGCAUCGAAAUACACCUUUAACCACAUUCCAAGAACAAAAAGUUAAAGUGGGUUAUAGCAGGUGCACAUAAUAUACGUUAAGGAGAGUUUGCAGUAGGGGAAUAAUUUUAAUGUAGCUUUGUCAGUGGUGUGCUGGUGUUAUGCAGUUGGGUUAUUGGCUUGCAUGUUGCGUAAAAUGUCCUGAUUGCAGUUGCUGUUUGAAAGGAAGUAACUAUUGUUUGUGGGAUUGUGCAAUUCUCUCAUAUUUGAAAUUUAUUCAAAGUUAUCACAGAUAGCAGGUUGUGAAAAUUAUGCUGAGUGAUGCUUUCGAGCAGAACUUAUCAUGGUACAAUUUUUUGGGGAAUGUAUUUUCACCUAUCAUCAAACUUCUGAAAGUCAUUACAAAAUUACCUCACAUAAGUUUUACCACAAAACACUUCGUUUUGUGAUAUCAUAGAAUAUUGUACAAUGAUGUUCCCUAAUUUUUUCCAGUUAGCUAUAGCUGUAAAAUGAAAGAUUAUCAGAGUUUUUUUAGUUGUAUUUACUUUGUUUAGACCAUGUUUUGGACGUCAAAAACUAUUAUACUGGCAUCGUCUUCCUCUUCUUGCUCACUCUCAUUUGAACGCUGUAAACUGUAAUGCUCCACUUUCAGCUUGGUCAGUGUCACAGUGUAAUUAAUUUACUAUUGGAUUUACUAAAAAAUAUAGAAGUGUUGCAUUCUGGUAAGAGACAUUUUUUUCAGAGGGUUAUAUUAACAGUGUUAGUGUAAUGGUUGUACAUUCGACUAAUGUGUGUGAUGAACUUAUAACACAUGUCUGAAGGCUACAGCCUCAUUUAGUUAAAGUUAUUUGCACAUCAUAGCCAGAUGAAUGUAAGCAAAAUGUACUUGUUAAUGAGUUUCAUGAAUAUUAGUACAGUCCAAGUUAGAAUGCUCUGUACAAGUAGAUUUGUGUGUGACAUUAAAUCUUACAAAUAGGGUAAUUAAUGUUGGUGCAUCUGCACUUUUAGCUUUUCUGCUAACCCUAAGCUGCUACAAGGGGCAUUUAUUUUGGAGAGACUGACUACAUUAGGAUGUAGCAUAAGGUUGCAUUUUGUAGCACAACUAUAAAAAAAUUGUAGAUUGUUUAUAAUUAUUGUGAUUGGAGAUUUAAAAAACCUUCAAAUCAGGUCUUUAUUAUAUUUAGACUUGUAGUACUAGUACCAUGUUUGGGUCUAAUGUCCAAUAUAUCAGACUUUGAUAAUGCAUAAACAAAAGUGCUUACUAAUUUAUUUAAAAUAGAAUAUAAGUGUUUAUGUAAAGUUUAUGAGAACUGAAUUUUCAAGCUAUACUUCACAAAAUAUUCAAAAUUAAAUUUGAACAAGGCAGAAAUUGAUAUUUUGUGAUGGAAAUUCUGCUGUAUAUUCUUGAUUAUUUGUGAAAUGCAAUUGCCUUGGCAUCUUUGUGAUCUUUCGUACUGCUGAUGAUAAUAAGAUCUUUGUACAUAAAAUCAAAAGUGGAGAGAAAAAACUGUUUAUACAGAUGUGAGAUGGAUGAUCUGAUUUUUAAAAAUUUGUUUUAUGCAUAUUUAUAUACACAUCUUUAUACACAAAACAAAUGUAUAUGUGGACAUAUGCAUAUAACUACAUUUUUCAUUGAAAUAUUGAGGUAAGAGUUGACAUGUAGCAUAUAUACCUUUGUUAAAAAGUUUUUCUGAAAGAUCAUCUGCUUAAUGUCAGAAAAACAAAUUCAGUAAUUAUUCACCUUAAUGCUGGAAAAAAUUUGUAAGUCCAUCUGAAACGGAAAAUUCAAAAUUAUAUAUUUUACACGUUAAUCAGAUUUGACAUUAGAUUUUACAUUAAUGUUUCUGUCCAAAAAAGAAAAACCUUCAACAAUUUGACUUGCAAUCAAGCUUGUUCAUACUGACUUCAUAUGUAUGCAAGAAAGAGGAAAAAAGAAAUAGUAAUAUCAAGGUUUGACAUUUGCUCAGUUUCCAGUUAGACUUUGCCCAUUUCAGAAGUAUUUUUAGCAAUCAAAAACAUGGUGCUCAGCAAGUUUUCUUUGAAGACACUAAGAUUGUGUAGUGGGAUUUACAAGAUUUUUUUCCUUUCGUUGCAUUUUAUAUUCACAAGAUAAGUAUAAGCUCUGCAUUUGUCCUUAUUUUCAGGGCCAACGUCUUUAGACUGUGAUAAUCUUGUUAACAGGGAAAUAGUCUGGUUGUGUGUGUGUGUUAUGACAGACCUGUUUUUCCCCUCGGAAAGUAGGGAGUGGUAUCAGGACAGCCAAACUCUACUUUUAUGAACUCAGAGGGUCUUUCAUAGUACUAGUCUGCAUUCUGAAUCAAAAAUUGGCUACAGACUUAAAUCUCCCACUAUACAUUCAGUUUUCCCUGAUAUGAUAUAGAUGUAGGGGUAAACAGGUCUGUUAUGAUUACCAGUGUGUUUGCAUGUAGAUUGUUUUAGAUGUUAUCCCUUCAUUCAGGGUUUUUUGCUUAUUUGAUGCUUAUAGUAAUUCAGUUGUACUGUAUCACUGAAUUGGAUGUAAUGUUUACAGAAAUUUUCUUCCCUGAAUAAGUUCCUUUAUAACUUAUAAAUUGUAAUUUUUUCACUGUGUUGUGUGUGUUAUUGAAAUAUGUUAUUGCAACAUAAAUGUCAUAGUCUGUAUGGGGUGAAACUAAUGCCUUAUGAAUAACUUUAGCAGGUCACAGUAAAAUCUUAUGUGUAUUAGUUCUAAAUGUAUUUCAGUGGUUUCCAUAUUUUUUCUGUUUUAUAUCAAGAUACAAGAUUGAGUAUCAUGUAACAAUCAUGAACAGUUGGAGUUCUUGUAAUUUAUGUUGCCUAAAUUUUGUGCAAUACUUGGGUAUUUUAUUUAUUGCAGUGAAAAUAUAGGGCUUGUGUUGAAUUUGAAAUCUAGUCUAGAAAUAAAUGCAAAUUUAAUGCAA
Molecule: messenger RNA, 3644 nt
Organism: Pomacea canaliculata
Lineage: Eukaryota; Metazoa; Mollusca; Gastropoda; Architaenioglossa; Ampullariidae
Exons: 4
Coding region: 12-545 (177 amino acids)
Cellular component (GO): membrane
Source: RefSeq, a predicted model, not a curated record